Metschnikowia bicuspidata var. bicuspidata NRRL YB-4993 is the source of this 201-nucleotide messenger RNA. The record is from RefSeq and is a predicted model, not a curated record. Lineage: Eukaryota; Fungi; Ascomycota; Pichiomycetes; Serinales; Metschnikowiaceae.
AAAAAGAUUGCAGCACCACAAUUUCGCAUAUGGUCUCCCACUACACUACUCAGUGUGGCCCUAUGGAGCUUAACUAACGUUGAUCGGACGGGAAACAGUGUGUUCUCCAUGGUAUGGCCGCAACCGAGAAAUCUAGGACGCUGCAAUUAUAUAACCGCUAAACAAAAAUCACCUUCUCCUUCGGCGCAUUCCCUUAUUUGA